AUGCCUGCGCCCGCAACCCCGCAGCCCCGCCUGCGCCACGCCGCCACCACGCUCCUGCUCCUCCUGCCACCUCUCGCCACCGCCCUCGCCUGCCACCACCUGCGGCCCCGACACGACGCCUUCGCCUGGGACAGCCUCCAGCUCCUCCACGCCUUGGCUCCCAGCCCGACACAGCCCUGCCACCACCACCACCACACGCCCUUCUUCCCCGACAACCUCCUCCGCAACAACCACCCACACCACCACCACGCCACCGCCCUACGCAUCCUACAGCACCUCUUCCAC
Molecule: messenger RNA, 285 nt
Organism: Opisthocomus hoazin
Lineage: Eukaryota; Metazoa; Chordata; Aves; Opisthocomiformes; Opisthocomidae
Source: RefSeq, a predicted model, not a curated record